AUGCACCUGGCCUUGCAGGAGGGCCCCAUGGAGGUGCUGGAGGCAGGGGCCCUGCAGCAGCAGCAGCAGCAGCAGCAGGUGUUGCUGAAGGGCUGCGGAAGCGGCGCGGGGGGUGCAGGGCGCGUGCACAGCAUCGACGUGAUCCUGGGAUUUAGCAGGGAUCAGGACUCGCUGCUGGGCCCCCUGCAGGUGCCCGGCCUCGCGGCCAGCACAAGCGGCGCGGCCAGCCUGGGGGACGGCAGCAGAGCGGAGCAGCCGCCGGGCUCGCACCCGGAGCAGGCGGCUCUGUACGAAACCAACAUGUUCCUAAAUAAAUGUGAGGGAGAGCUGAGUGAGCUGCGGAAGAGCGUGGACAGCGAGGGCACCACGCCGGAGAACACAGAGGAGGAGCAGCCCAAGAAGAAACAUCGCAGGAACCGCACAACCUUCACCACCUACCAGCUGCACGAGCUGGAGAGGGCCUUUGAGAAGUCCCACUACCCAGACGUCUACAGCCGGGAGGAGCUGGCCAUGAAAGUCAAUCUGCCGGAAGUCAGAGUGCAGGUGUGGUUUCAGAACAGACGCGCCAAGUGGAGGCGGCAAGAGAAAAUGGAAGCCAGUUCGAUGAAGCUCCAUGACACCCCCAUGUUGUCCUUCAACAGGCCCCCAAUGACCGCCAAUGUCGGGCCCAUGAGCAACUCCUUGCCUCUGGACCCUUGGCUGACUUCCCCCAUCUCCAACGCUACCACAGUCCACAGCAUCCCAGGUUUCAUGGGGCCCACCCAAGCCCUGCAGCCUGCCUACGCCGGCCACUCCUUCCUCAACACUGCGCCUCCCAUGGCUCAGCCCAUGCAGCCCAUGGCACCCACGCCGUACCAGUGCGCCACCCCCUUUGUGGACAAGUACCCUCUGGAAGACGUCGACCAGAGGAGCUCCAGCAUCGCAUCCCUACGGAUGAAAGCCAAGGAGCAUAUUCAGACCAUUGAUAAAACCUGGCAGCCUAUUUGAUUAAUGAUGCCCCCUCCCUACCCUCCUGCAAUUUUCCAAUCUCCUGCUCCCAUCAGGCUGGCUACUCUGCAUCCUGGGUUGCUCAGAACAGAUGUUGGAUGUUGGUGUUUCCCUAGGGAGACUGCCAGGCCUCCCCAUGCAGAACCCUGUCUGGCUGCUACCAAACUUCCCAAGCCAGAGCUCAGCGCAGCGAGGCAGGGCAGGAAUCCUCCCCGACACCUACGUGUUAGAAAGGUCUCAGGGUUGAACUGAUUGGCAUCAUGAGCAAGGAAGCAGAAGUGGACACUAGUGAAUAGGUGACGUGGCCGAGACCUUGCGUAAAGGAGACGAGUUUCCAAGAGCAACUACUGAGACCGUCAGAGCCAGCCCAGCUCCGCAGAACCAAAGGGACAGUUCAAUGUGUGGUUUGUGUUUCCUUUGUUUUGUUUUCAACCACAGAGAGCCAGAUCCGCAGCUGGUGGCAAUCACUGGUGCUACGGCAAUUUGCACCAGGUGAGGGACUGGCCCUGGUUCAUCUUUCCCUAGGCAAGGCACCCUUCCAGAAUAUCCCUGCAGGGUCGGCACAUGGCAGAGGUGAGAGCAGGCAGGGGCAGCUCUCUGGCCUGUCAGACACGUCAGACUAGGUGAUCGCCAUGGUCCCGCCUUAGCAUCUGUGAGACUCCGCGCCUCCAGAGCCCUGUCUCUCACUCCUGGAGUGGGGCGAACACCCACCCCCCACCCCGAACCUGUGGCUGGCACAACCAAUUGGCCAGGUCCCCUGCACUUACACCUGGACUCUUGCAUAAACCUCUUGUCAGUUCAAGCCCACUGUCCUCCAGCAGCCUGUAGCGACCUUCCCUGGACUUGAGGAAUCAUCUCGGGGUUCUCUUCCUUCAGCCCUUUGUCUUUAUUGUUAU
Messenger RNA from Mauremys mutica (yellowpond turtle), 1883 nucleotides. RefSeq names its product retina and anterior neural fold homeobox 2 (gene RAX2). Gene Ontology annotation, molecular function: RNA polymerase II cis-regulatory region sequence-specific DNA binding; DNA-binding transcription factor activity, RNA polymerase II-specific. The transcript has 3 exons. Bases 1 to 987 code for a protein of 328 amino acids. NCBI's taxonomy places the organism in Eukaryota, Metazoa, Chordata, Testudines, Geoemydidae. Gene Ontology annotation, biological process: positive regulation of transcription by RNA polymerase II. The record is from RefSeq and is a predicted model, not a curated record.